Porites lobata is the source of this 2444-nucleotide messenger RNA. Lineage: Eukaryota; Metazoa; Cnidaria; Anthozoa; Scleractinia; Poritidae. The record is from the annotation of a GenBank genome assembly.
GACUUUGAGUCCUCCAAUAAAGUAAUACUUGUAGCGAACCUGUGUUCUGCCCGUCGGGCGAGUUCCCUGAGACAGCUCGCCAUACAGAGGGCUCCUUUGAUACUCGCUCAUCCUCCAUUAGAAAAACAUACUUUAAAAGUGAGACGGCAAUUUUUUUGAGGCGUCUGAGGUACGUCCGUAAUGAAAUAUGUUGAGUUUGCGUUCAUGAUUGGCACGAAGAGUCUAAAACUAGCUGCCAUACAAGAAGGCGCACAGCCCGUUGGCAAGGACUGACAAUAGGUAGAAUGAUCUUUGUCCAAGUGCAUGCUUUUGUUACUGAACAAGAGAAGUUGUAAACAAUAAAGCUAAGUAUCCCUUUAAUUGAAAACAGUUUAAACGGCUAUAGCGAAAUAUUUGCUUCAUUUAUACAUAUCGGUGGUCAAUAUAAAGCAAGUCAUGUAUGAUUGAUAUCUUUAUGGUAUCAACAACCACACUAUAUUCCCGUUAAAGUGGUGCCAAAAAGAAACAUUGAUGUCUUAAACUUAGCAAGUGCCAUUAAAGACAUAUUGCAUCCAUGGCUCAUCACUACUCCAAAUGACGCCGGGGCCGCAAAUUAAAAUGUUUUGAGCGACUUGGAAUAUCAUAUCUACAAAAAAUGGCUUAUAACACACUUAAGGAAAGUGAUUUGCUAUAACAUGUUGAAACUGUACCCUUGACUAACAACCAACGCUCCUGUUGAGGAACUUCUACUACAGUCCGAAUGCAAUUCCCACAAUAUUUGGCCUCAAGGUUGAGAUGGGCUACAAAACCGAAAGGGAGUACAAGAAACAAAAUCUUAAGAAGUCUUGAAAUUAAUUUUCUUCUUUAAACGAUCGCAGUAUUGCGGCUCUUAACCCAUACAACAUUUUAUUUUGUUCACGUGAGUCAUUUUUUCCCAAAAAAAGAAUGCCGUGAUUUUUGAUAGAAUAUAUAUGAUUGAAUGAACGUCAACGAGGGAAACAUUCUCACGGGAAUAAACUAGAUAAUUUACCCUUACAAAACAAUGAUGCAUCAUCUUCCUCUACAAUGAACAUAUAAGGAGGAGGAGACUGGACUUCACUGGACGGCAUUAGCGGCUAUCUGAUGCAGAAAUCUCACUCGGGAGUUUGCAGCUCGAGGAGACGGUUGAAAUUAAGUCUUGUUUCUCGUAGACUGUUAUUGUAAAGUGAUAAUGUUUUAUCUUUUUUCCCUAUCUAUCUAUCUAUCUGUCUAUCUAUCUAUCUAUCUAUCUAUCUAAAUAUCUAUUUAUUUAUUUAUUUUUAUUGAUUGAUUUAUUUAUUGCAGAUGAGAAAUCUGUACCACUUCAUCAACUCAACAAGUUAUCUUUUCGAGCCACCCUUCAGCCGCUUUCCGCCAAAAAUCAACACAAAAUCUUUCACCUUAAACCAGGUAUCCAUUUGGAAACCUUCAUCUCAAGACUGACGUUAGUUUCAUGAUUUAGUCACAAACUGUGAAUAAAUUCACUACAUUUUUUUAAUUUGAAUUUACAAUAAGCAAAUGAACUAAAUUUAUCUUGCUCCAACAAGUUUGAUACUCUGAUUAAUAUAAAAUAAAUUUUGACAGCUCUAGAGUGGCUGUAAGAAAUGUAUUUGAAUAUCUUCUCUGUAGCAAUUAAAAGAUAAUCUUACAAUCGCCCACGAGAAAAUGGAUAUUUUCAGAAGUCCGCUGUACAUGGCCUUAUCCUAUGAAGAAAAUCAAGGGUUACUGUACAAUUCGCUGGCUCAGGUGCUCUGGGAUAUAAGCACUGACAUCAAUGGGACAUCUGAAAUGCUUAAUCGUGCGGUAACAAAAUUUUGAUUUGAAUUGAAUUAUUAUGUAACCUUUUCGAAAUAAGUGACCCAAACACGGAGCACAUUUUUUGCAGGCCAAGAAUGAGAUACUAGUUUAAAGUGAUUUAUUUUAAAAUAAAUUUGCCACAUGUAUUUUUCCCGAGGUUUAGAGGUAGUCCAAAGGAAACGGCACAAGGAAACCCGACAAGGUAUUUCGCAUAUGAUUAAAACAUUUCACUUUUGAAGCCUGAAAGCUAUCCAUAUUUUCUCUCUGUUUUCACCGCAUAUCGUGAAAACCCCUUAGGCCAUCAUUUAUUUUGAAAGAUAAGAUGCAAAGCGAAAUAGAUAAUUUCUUAUUUUUAUUCCCCUCCAGGCCCUAGUUGUUGAGUAGCUGGGUAGCGCUAUCCAUCGGAUAAAUCACUAUCCAGUGGACAAGUAUCAGAAAACCAAUUGCGCUAUCUAUUGGACAGCGAUUAAGCGAUUAAGUUCAUUCAAAAUAAGUCUGAUAAGUCUGAACAUCUUUUGAAAACUUUUCAGAUGCAAAAGAACACCUUCCCUGUACCAACCACUGCAACUGGAAAUUUUACGGCACAGAUGAACCACAUCAUUCGUGUGUACCACCAAACACUGGUUCAAGGUAACUUGCUGGUAAGAUAA